This is a messenger RNA of Brassicogethes aeneus, 2358 nucleotides long. Lineage: Eukaryota; Metazoa; Arthropoda; Insecta; Coleoptera; Nitidulidae. The record is from the annotation of a GenBank genome assembly.
AUAAUGUUCGUUUACCGCGCAUGUGCAUAGUAUGGAUGAAAUAAUUUGUCGUUCUUGAUUCUAGCAAUGACAAAGUUCUCGAAGUUUAGUUUUAUAUUCGUCGAUUUAUACAGUUCUUAAACAAUUUUCAUUUAUAUACAACUUAUGUACUAAGUUUCUUAUUUGUUUGAAGUAUGAUUUAUUAACAUUUUGCCUUUUAUUAACCAUUUACUUCGCGAACAACUGAACAAUCAACUCAAAUGCUAGUGAAAAAAAUGUAAAACAUUGAAAUUAAAGAAAACAAAUUCAUCUCUAAAGAAAGCAAGCAAGAUGGUUUCUACCAGACAAAUGACCAUUGUGAACAAUGGCAAUGAAACAAAUCAAUUACCUAGUGAAACUGGACCAGCAAAACUUACAAGAAAUAGUGCCAUCCAAACCAUUGGUACAGUGCAAUUUAACAGACUUGUGCAAUCAAAAAACCUUUUGGAUUUACCUGAAGAAGUUUUAGGGAAAAUAUUUAGCUAUUUAUCUUUCAAGAAUGUUUGUCACCUAAGACUUGUAUGCCGUACUAUCGACAGAGUGUGUGGACACAUCCUAAACUCCACGUUUCUCCGUCUUCAAACGCAGAUGCUGCAAAGGUUCCAGGACAUCAAGAGCAAAAUGCCUCGCAGAGAGUCGGCCCGACGGAGCCACUACCUGGCCGGCGAGAGCGACAUCGUCGAGACCCUGCACAUGCGACUCACGCUGCUCCAAAUGACGUUCGGAAAGCACAUCGAAAGAAGGCACUGCUACUUUUUUCCGGGCGAAAUUCUGGACGAGGUCUAUCGCAUCCUCUACUACAUCAGAGUUACGCAGAAAUUGGAUCUGCCCUACAAGGUCACGGACGAGCUGUUCGAUCUGUCGACGAUGGCGAUGGAGUAUUUCAAGGACAAGAUCGAGCCCAACUUGCCCGAGAUUGCGUACUUUAGUCCGGAGUUUUUGAAUUUUUCCGGCUCGAGUUCGAGCAAGUUCUUGCACAUGGACUCCUCGAACCUGGUCUCCGACAUAUCGAAAGAGAGCAACCACGACGGCUCGGACGACGCGAUCGACCCCGACGACCUCGUCGAUCCGAUCCCGCAAUCGAACAUGGUGCUGCGCAAGCGCAUCCGCAAAAUCAAGCAGGGCAUGAAAAAGUACAACAGCCAGCUGUCCGAUCUCAGGCAGGCGCUGAGAUCGUGCAAGCGCAAGACGGCCGACCAGCAGAAGCAGAUCACCGAGCAGCAGAAGCAGCUGGCCGAGCAGCAGAAGCAGACGUUGGAGUACGCGACCAGGUUGGACGAGUACGACAAGAAGAACGAGGAGAGUUCGCGCAAGUUCAGCACGUUGCUGCAAGAGCUGAACAAAUGCAAGACCGAGUUGCAAUAUUGGAGGUGUAAAUCGCCGGCUACUUCAUUCUGUACCAGUUGCGGCAACGCCAUCGAUCCGCAGCCGGACGAGCUGCAAGCUUUGCUGAAGCUCGAAGCUUCGGAUCUCAAUCUAGUUUGCGCUGGAGACGGAGUUGCGGGAAAGAGCGAGUGCGAAAACGCAGCACCAGUUAAUGUUAUUAAUAAUAAAGACAAGGAAUUGGAUCUGCCGUCUGUAUCGCCGAUUUGCAUUAAGAACAACAAACGAAAACUCGACCUGGAGACGAAAGAAGAGUCGACCAGCAGUAAGAAAAAACGCCGGCCAUCGAAAAUACGUAAAGUUAAGGCAAAGGUUUGAACCAAAGCUACAAAUUGAAUUUUUAUAGACAUUUUUACUCAUAUAUGGGCAUACAAUAUUUAAAUGCUUCAUAUUUGUCAUAGUUAGAGUAGUACAGACUAAAUUAAGUAAACUUGUGCGAGUUCAUUUGUUUAUUGAUUAUGAAAUAUAAAAGUUUUUACUUAUUUAAUACACUGGUCGACAAAAUGGAAUUUUUUGUUUGCCACGGGGUGGCCAUUGAUUCCAAAAAUACCACCACUUUGUUCAAUUAGCUCUUGUUUUUGCGAUAUUGUGAAAAAAAGUUUUUUUUAUAAGCAUACAUUUAAAUUCGUAUACACCGGAGCCCAAUUUUUUUAAAUCACUACAUAUUUUUUCUCUACAUUUUUCCUCUCAUUUCGAUGCUAAACAGGAUUAUGUCAAUUAAUUAUUUACCAUUGGAAAGAGCGGAAAAUGAAGACAAAAAUUCCAUCAAAUAAAAUGUUUUUUGGAGUGACCCCUGCUGAUUUUUUUUUUUAAUUUUGGUUAUUCUCUAUCUAUUUAUUAUAAAAGACCCUCGGCGAAACGCACGAAUUACAAAACUGUUUUUAUAAAAAAAAUUAUAGAUAAUUUAUUAUAUAAUAUUUUGGCAUAAAAAUUGUCAAAAAUAUUCUUCUUUUAUUA